Hippopotamus amphibius kiboko is the source of this 2944-nucleotide messenger RNA. RefSeq names its product protein phosphatase 3 catalytic subunit alpha (gene PPP3CA). Gene Ontology annotation, molecular function: calmodulin-dependent protein phosphatase activity; calmodulin binding. Lineage: Eukaryota; Metazoa; Chordata; Mammalia; Artiodactyla; Hippopotamidae. Gene Ontology annotation, biological process: calcineurin-NFAT signaling cascade. The coding region runs from base 794 to 2359 and encodes 521 amino acids. The record is from RefSeq and is a predicted model, not a curated record. Gene Ontology annotation, cellular component: calcineurin complex; cytosol; cytoplasm. The transcript has 14 exons.
GGGGCCGGGAGGAGGAAGGGGAGGAGGCGGAGGCGGGAGCGGCAGCGGCGGCGAAGGCGAAGGCGGCGGCGGCGGCGGAGGGGAGGUUGCGCCCGGGACUGUGUCUGCCGAGCUCCGCGGCUGUGGCUGUGUGAGUGAAGGAGCGGCGCGGGGAGGCAGAGGCGAGCGCGGGCGAGUGCGGCGGCGGGACGUCUCCGGCGGCUGCGGAGCAGCGGCGACGCUCGGUGUGGGGAAGCAGCGGCGGCAGCGGCGGCAGCAGCAGCGGCAGCAGCGGCGGCCGCCUCUCCGCCGCCGGGGACGCCGAGGCGCGGCUGGUGGCACUGACAUCGGCGGCCCUGCCUCUCCGCCCUCGCCCCCGGCCCUCCCCAUGUGAUCGGUCUUAAUCCCGGCAGUGUGCGCGCGUGGGGCUCCAUUCCGCGGUGCCCGAUCUCGGUGCCAGGGUGGGCGCUCGUGUGUGCGCUUCCCCUCCCCAUCCCCCUCCCCCCAAGAAUAAAAGAAGAACCGAGAGGCGUGCUUAGAAAAUAAAUAAAUCACCACCACACACGCGCAGCCGGGAGCGGAGUCGGCGGGGCUGGCGGCGGCGGCGGAGGAGGAGUGAAGGCGGCGGCGGCGGCGGCGGAGGAGGGACGCGCGGAGAAGGCAGUAACUUUAAAGCCAGCUCAGAGCCCAGACCUCCAGCCGAGCGGUUUGCAGCGCGGCGGCGGCGGCGGCGCUGAGUGUCUGGCCCGCCGGUCCGGUCGGGGUGUUCAGUAGGACGGACGAGCAGCGCGUCGCUGUCCCCCGGCGGCUGGAGAUGUCCGAGCCCAAGGCAAUUGAUCCCAAGUUGUCGACGACCGACAGGGUGGUGAAAGCUGUCCCAUUUCCUCCAAGUCACCGGCUUACAGCAAAAGAAGUGUUCGAUAAUGAUGGGAAACCUCGCGUGGAUAUCUUAAAGGCACAUCUCAUGAAGGAGGGCAGGCUGGAAGAGAGCGUCGCGUUGAGAAUAAUAACAGAGGGGGCUUCAAUUCUUCGGCAGGAAAAAAAUUUGCUGGAUAUUGAUGCUCCAGUCACAGUGUGUGGGGACAUCCAUGGACAAUUCUUUGACCUGAUGAAGCUUUUUGAAGUGGGGGGAUCUCCUGCCAACACUCGCUACCUCUUCUUAGGGGACUAUGUUGACAGAGGGUACUUCAGUAUUGAAUGUGUGCUGUAUUUGUGGGCUUUGAAAAUUCUUUACCCCAAAACACUGUUUUUACUUCGUGGAAAUCAUGAAUGUAGACAUCUAACAGAGUAUUUCACAUUUAAACAAGAAUGUAAAAUAAAGUACUCAGAACGCGUAUAUGACGCCUGCAUGGAUGCCUUUGACUGCCUGCCCCUGGCUGCCCUGAUGAACCAGCAGUUCCUAUGUGUACACGGCGGUUUGUCUCCAGAGAUUAACACCUUAGAUGAUAUCAGAAAAUUAGACCGAUUCAAAGAACCACCUGCUUAUGGACCUAUGUGUGAUAUCCUGUGGUCAGACCCCCUGGAGGAUUUUGGAAAUGAGAAGACUCAGGAACAUUUCACUCACAACACAGUCAGGGGGUGUUCAUACUUCUACAGUUACCCGGCUGUAUGUGAAUUCUUACAGCACAAUAACUUGUUAUCUAUACUCCGAGCCCAUGAAGCCCAAGACGCGGGGUACCGCAUGUACAGGAAAAGCCAAACAACAGGCUUCCCUUCUCUCAUUACAAUUUUUUCAGCACCAAAUUACUUAGAUGUAUACAAUAACAAAGCUGCAGUAUUGAAGUAUGAGAACAAUGUCAUGAAUAUCAGGCAAUUCAACUGUUCUCCUCAUCCAUACUGGCUUCCAAAUUUCAUGGAUGUUUUCACUUGGUCCCUGCCAUUUGUUGGGGAAAAAGUGACUGAGAUGCUGGUAAACGUCCUCAACAUCUGCUCAGAUGAUGAACUAGGGUCAGAAGAAGAUGGAUUUGAUGGUGCAACGGCCGCAGCCCGAAAGGAGGUGAUACGGAACAAGAUCCGAGCCAUCGGCAAGAUGGCCAGAGUGUUCUCGGUUCUCAGAGAAGAGAGUGAGAGUGUGCUGACGCUGAAAGGUCUGACGCCCACGGGCAUGCUCCCCAGCGGAGUGCUCUCUGGAGGGAAGCAAACCCUGCAAAGCGCUACUGUUGAGGCUAUUGAGGCUGAUGAAGCUAUCAAAGGAUUUUCACCACAACAUAAGAUCACUAGCUUCGAGGAGGCCAAGGGCUUAGACCGAAUUAACGAGAGGAUGCCACCUCGCAGAGAUGCCAUGCCCUCCGACACCAACCUUAACUCCAUCAACAAGGCUCUCGCCUCAGAGACUAACGGCACAGACAGCAAUGGCAGUAAUAGCAACAAUAUCCAGUGACCACUUCCUGUUCACUUUUUUUUUUUUUUUUUUUUUUUUUCUGAGCUGCAGGGCGUGAUGGGGAGGAUUGCUACAUAUCAGCAGUUGGAUGUUCUUGCCUCUGAUGGUAGCUUAUUUGCUCUGGGGCCAGGAGUUGGAUUCAGUUUACACUAUCGUUAAAAAGAGGGAGAGAGAUAAUAAACUAUAUUUUGGUGAGGGUGAGGGUGGUGAUUAAACACCUCUUUUGGGUAUGCCUUUUAAAAUGCUUAUAGGAAAAAAAAAUUUUAAAAGAAAGCUAAUGCUAGUAUAUACUGCAAUAUUAGGGGAAUGAACAUGUUUUCCUACUGCAUUGGGGACUUCUAGAUAGGUUAAUGAGAGGUCUUUUAUUAUGUUACUGGACACGAAAACUUUGUCUAAUUUCUUACUCUAUUGUACGUUUACAGUUGCAGCACUAAAAAUGGAUGACAUCAAACAUUUUUAACAAAAUGAUGUACAAACUAAAUAAGGACUAUUUAUUGAUAAUGUUUUGCUACUCUUGUCAGACAAUGGCUAUAAAAUGAAUUAGGCAGUCUUUAAAAAAAAAAAACAGAAAAAAAAAAAAAAGAA